This is a messenger RNA of Dacryopinax primogenitus, 794 nucleotides long. Its product is annotated as thioredoxin-like protein. Lineage: Eukaryota; Fungi; Basidiomycota; Dacrymycetes; Dacrymycetales; Dacrymycetaceae. The coding region runs from base 1 to 687 and encodes 228 amino acids. The transcript has 5 exons. Gene Ontology annotation, molecular function: glutathione peroxidase activity; glutathione transferase activity. Gene Ontology annotation, biological process: glutathione metabolic process. The record is from RefSeq and is a predicted model, not a curated record. Gene Ontology annotation, cellular component: peroxisome; mitochondrion.
AUGCCCCCUCCUGUCAAGCUCAGUUUGUUCUACGAUAUCACCUCUCCCUGGUCUUAUAUCGCCUUCGAAGCACUACGUCGUUACACUCGUCCCUGGAACCUGCAAUUAGACUUGCGUCCCAUGUUCCUGGGAGCGGUGCACCUUAAAUGCGGCAACCAAGCGCCUGCGUCAGUGCCCAAUAAAGCAAAGUGGAUGGCAGACGACCUUGACAUCCUCGCUCAGCUCUACAGUCUGGACAUGAAGCUUCCCCCGGGGUUCCCGUUUAACAAAGAGUAUAACACGUUGAACGUCAUGCGGUUUAUGCGUGUGCUGAGGAUGCACAAGCCCGAGGUGCUGGAGGAAGCUACCAAGAGGCUUUAUGAAGAGUUCUUCUCCCGGAACACGCCCACCGCUUCUCCCGCGUUCUUAGGCUCGCUCAGCUCCCCUCCCGCCCUCCUGACACCAGACGAACUCACGCAUCUCACCACCCUCUCCCAAUCUGCGGAAAACAAAGCUCUCCUCCGCUCAGAAGCAGAAGCGCUCGCAGACGAGGGCGCGUUCGGGUUCCCGUGGAUCGUCCUCCGUAGGACGGACGGGGGGGAACACAGUUUUUUCGGCAGUGAUAGGAUGCAGAGUAUCUCUUUCUGGCUGGGAAAGGAGUAUCCGUAUGUUGGAGUGGACCCGGAGGGGUUGAAGAGCAGGAUGUGAGUCCGGUGUAGGGCAGGGCGGGUAGGAGUGUGCGAAGUGUAGGAGUUGGAAAGUUUCCUAUCAACUGUAACAGGAAUGAAAAAAAGGUGUAUCGUACAUUAAAUCUC